Notolabrus celidotus (New Zealand spotty) is the source of this 4462-nucleotide messenger RNA. Its product is annotated as histone H3.v1-like. Gene Ontology annotation, molecular function: protein binding. The record is from RefSeq and is a predicted model, not a curated record. The transcript has 7 exons. Lineage: Eukaryota; Metazoa; Chordata; Actinopteri; Labriformes; Labridae. The coding region runs from base 1 to 1749 and encodes 582 amino acids.
AUGCUGAGUGGUCCAUCAGAGCAGACACACGGCAAAGUGUCCUCUGGAUCAAAGUCCAGCUCCUGCUCUGCCUCCACACCAGCUCCCCCUGCUUCCUCAGCCCCGACCCCGACUCCAGUCCAAGCUCCCGCUCCGACCGCGGUGACCUCAUCACAGGCCCCGUCUCUGACCCCUGCGUCCACGGCUCCUGCUGCCCCGACAGCGUCUGCUCCAGCCCCGACAGCAAGCUCCUUCCCUCCCUCCCCGAACUGCCGCAUCCGAGAGGUUCACUGCGGCAGCCAGGUGCGGCUGGUUGUUAUCGCCAUCCGAGACAUCUCCAAGGGGGAGGAGAUCACUGUUGACUACAGCCUGACAGAGUGGGGGGAGAAUCUGGGUUUCCGUGGUACUGUGUCACCAGCACAACAUGAAUGUAACUCUGACUCUGAGACGGGCAACAAUAUCAAAAAGGAGGAUGAGCCUCUCCCUCUGACAGCCCAGCAGCAUCAGAGGCAACAGCAACAUCAGGAGUAUGUCACCCCCUCUUGGUCCCUCUCCCCAUCUUCCUCCCCCAUCUCUCACUCUGACGCCAGUGACUCAGAUGCGGGAGAUGAGGACAAUGCCAGCCCCCGCGGGCGUGCACAACGCCGCCGCAAAAAACGCCGUGGCACUCCUUCAAAGAGAAAGAACCCCUAUCGGACCCCACCUGGUCGGCCACAAUCGGUCUCCUCUGCAAGCAUUCCUCAUUCCAGCCGUCCACUUCCUGCAUCCCACCCUCCAGCACAGUCCUCCCCUCCCUGCUCGUCUUCAUCGUCCCCCUCUUCAGCUAAACCUGUGUUCAAAGCUCCAAGCAGCAUCAACAUAAACCUCCAAAGAGGAGGGGUUUCCUUAGACUCUGUGCGCCAAACCUGUGAGUACUGUGGACGCCACUUCCGCUCUUUAGGCCGCCACUUAGACAAACACCACGCUCACCAACCAGAGGUGUGCUCUGCCCUAGUGGAGCGCUACACACAGAUGCCCCGCCUACAUGCACAGAACACACACCCUACCCCAGCUCUCACACACACACUGCAGCACUCAAAGUUGGCUCAUGAUGGGGGACACAGCCGCAGUUCAGAUCUUACACACAGUGGCGUCCAGGACCUCUCCAUGUCUCCGCCAACUCUUGCAGCAGCUAACCAAUCCCUUUCCUCCUGCUUGAGAAACCCCACCCCACCAAUGCUGACUCCUCCCCGAGGACAGAACGCAGUGCCAGUGUCCGUGGUGAAGAGGAGCCCGCCUCCUGUGGCACUUUCGCAGUCCAGGAAGGAGGCGAUGAGAAGGUUUAAGAAAGAAAGAACAGAGGGGGAGGAGCAUGAAGAGGAUGAGGAUGAUGAUGAAGAAGAUGUGGAGGUGGUGGAGGUAAAGAGGCAGAAAGAGGAGGAGGAUGUGGAGGUGGUGAGCCCACAGUCCUUUAUCAACAGGUCAGCCAAAGAGAUGGAGCCACCAAAAGAGGAGGAAGAUGAGGAGGAAGAGGAAGAGGAGGAGGAAAAUGGAGUGAUGGAAGUGGAUGAUGAAAGUGGAGGAGAAGACAAGGAAAAGGACUUACUGAGUGGUUCAGGGCGCCAUCAUUUGCUGCCGCUCCUCUCAUCCCUGUCCUCUCUGGUGCUGUACCUUCGCCGCUUGCAGCACUCUGCCUUCCUCUCCCUGUCUCGGCAGCUUCAGUCUGCAGAGGCCUGGCGUCCUCUGCCACUCCAGCCUGGCUCUCCUCAUCCUAUACAACCGAAGACGUGAGUGUGAGGUCUCCAAGCUGUCCAUCGCUGAGUACCGUUCUCGUGUCACUCCCCAGUGCCCUGUCCCUGUCCCACCGGGUGCCCCGCCAGCUCUGACCCCACUGGAGGCCUCCCUCUCCCCCUUUGAGCGCCUGGUGCUUCCUCACCUCCCUAGAGUCGGGGUCCAGGGUAAACGUGGGCGAGUCCAGCCCCUCAUCCUCCCCCCACAUUGUGAACCCUGCCUGGAGCUCCUCCUGCAGACGGCAGGAUGUGGGUGUGGACCCUGCAAACCCUUACGUCUUUGCCCGGCCUUACCACUCCCCUGCCACACCACUGCGAGGAACUGACCUUCUCCGCAGCCUGGCUCGCUCAAGUGGUACCCGUAAUCCUCGUGCCCUGACUCAGACCAGGGUCAGACGACAAGUAGCUAUUCUGACCCAACUGCUGCUCCUGGGAGAGGGGAGAACCCGGGCAGCCUGGAGGCAGCGCUGUGGAGAGCUGGAGCACUUCCUGGAGCGGGAGUAUCAUGUGACACAGAACUGUGCUGGGAUUGGCCAAGACCCAGGCCUGAUGGGCAGAGUGGGCCGAGUCGUGCUUUGUGGAGAGAGAGAUGGAGUGCUGUUCAGAUGAGCCUGAACCACAUCUGCCUGGAGCUGGAUGUCAUGUCAGGAAACUCUGCAGACUCGUACUCAGAGGGAGAGUCUGAGGGAGAGCAGGUGAAGGAGAAGCCGGGGCCGCCCGCCCCUGCACCCUGCUCCGACCCCUACACCUACCUGCUGUAUGUGAGGAAGGGCAAAAACAACGGACGAGUGGGACGACCAAGAAGCUCAGAAUGCCCAGAUGUCUACUCCAGCUCCUCCUCCUACACCUGUAAACCGCAGGAGAGGCUCAGGUCAGCCCUCAUCAGGAAAGCGAGGAGUCCUGAAACGACCCUGGUCUGAGGCGGAGCGUGCAGCGGUCGAGGAGCACCUGACCCAAAACAUCACUGAGCUCAGAGUCCCAGCCAAGGCAGACUGUGAGCGCUGUCUGCAGCAGUGCCCCCUGCUGGUCAGCAACCACCGUGACUGGCGGGCUAUCAAGUUUUACUGCCACAACCGCAUCCAGCUGCUGAAGAAGAACCAGCGGCGUGACUGUGAGCCCCUGUCUCUCACUGUCUGCUGAGAGGCGGGGGACGAGAGGCAGGGGUGCCUGGUGUGUUGCAGCUGAUAAGAGCAGAUUGUCAAAUGGUACCCUGUUGCCCAGGAAAUGCACUAAUUUUGAGAGGAAGGUCCUAAAUUUCACUUUAUUCUUCUAUAGAGUAGAUUCUCUUUGACUAGAUUCAAUUUGACACCUCAUUUUUACUCUUACAACCAGAACAGAAAUUUCAAUACAUUUGUUGCUGCUCUACUUUAAGGUCUUAAAUAAUUACACUAGAGUCUUUAUGGUGCUCCUGGUUUGAGGGUCACUGUUAGGUCUUGUCAAAAGCAGUGCACUGGGAUGGGUGCCAUUUGUGAUGUGUUAUAUAUGGACUUCUUUUCCUCUCCUUUCAAAAUGGACACACUAAACUGAAAUGUAAAAGGAGAGGCAGUCGAGCCCUUCAGUGUGUUAUAUGAACGUCGUGAAGUAGCAUUAGUGUUUCAUGCACUCUGAGACGUUAUAGGACAAAUGGCCUAUCAUAGGGCCACACUUUUCUUACUAGUGGCUAAUAUAAGUAGAGUAGGAAUAACUACUGCUAACUGUAGAAGAAUAGCCAGAUCUAUCCUCAAACUAGCUAGUUCUUCUUUUCAUACAGCUGACUGUGCAAUUCUGACUUCGGUUUCAUUAUAUUUGGACCUUAAUGUACAUGUAAGGUACUUGUUGAAUGAACUCUUUUGCAGUUUCUAUGAAGUGUUUUUCAUAACUUAGUGAAAUUCUACAAAACAAUGGAGAGAAUUUUCCAAAGUGUGAGUUGAGGGUUUCAUGAAAUAGACAAUUAAAGGCCUCUGAAUGUUGUGAAGUUACCUUUGGAUACCUAAGAUGUUUAGUUAAACUAUAAAGUCCAGAAAUUUGAGAACUGUUCUUUAAACCUGUUGCGUCAGACUUAAAAUGUCAACAGAUACUAGUUUCCCAUGAGGAAUGGUAUGUUCUCAUUUCAAUAUUGUUUGUUGUUUUUGUUCCUUUUCAGCCUGUUGCACAUUUGAUAUUCAAAGCAGUAUACAAGGUGCUACAGGCCUAUAAGCUGGAUAUCACUUUAUGUGAGGGGAUGAGAUUUCCCUUUGUUGUGUUUCAAGUUUCUUUAAAAAGUGGGCAUUUAUCAGAGAAGUGACUGUUCUGUGUUUCCAUGUUUCCUGCGGUUUCCUGCGUCGUCUGUGUUGUUCAUUUCUUAAACGGCUAGAACCCCCUCGUCACACUACACGGUCUGCAGCUCGACCAGAUUUUUGGUUUCUCUUCAGUGUUGCUGAAAAUCUGUGUCCAUUGGACUCAAAAACUCCAUGAAACCUCAAGACAGAUACUUGAAGUAAUUUAAAACUUUUGUUCUUUCUUGCUCUAGCGUUGCCAGUUACAUUGUACAUAAAACAAAUAUAUUAUCAUUAAGCUAACUGGUUGUUUGUGCUAGACUAUAUGUAGCUUUUUCCAUUUCUGAGUUCUUGCUUUCUGUACAUACGCCGUUUGUAAAUACUCUUCAGAGAAACAAAGAAAAAACACAAUGUAUGACAUGCCUUGGUUAUUGUGUUAUGUUUUUUCUUUUUUAUAAGUCUUAUAAAAAUUUAACUCUU